This is a messenger RNA of Pieris macdunnoughi, 1326 nucleotides long. The record is from the annotation of a GenBank genome assembly. NCBI's taxonomy places the organism in Eukaryota, Metazoa, Arthropoda, Insecta, Lepidoptera, Pieridae.
AUGAAGUUACCCGUGUUUUGUGUAUUAUUUGUAUGUGUAAUCAGCGUAAAAUCCCAGGAACUGUGCGGAGACUGCUUGAUACUAACCCCAUACAUCAAGAAUGGUAGUACAGACCUCGCAAAGCAACUGUCAGAAGUAAACUCCACUCAAUUUCUAGACAUAAAGAGCCAUUCGGGGUUUAUCACGGUCAAUGAGAAGUACGACUCGAAUCUUUUCUUCUGGUAUUUCCCGUUUAAAGGGAACAUAAGCACCACACCCCUGAUUAUAUGGCUUCAAGGAGGCCCUGGUUAUACAUCGCUAAAAGGCCUGUUUGAUAUUAACGGACCUUUAGAUGUUAGUAGUGGGAAAGUCAAAAAACGUCAAUUUUCUUGGAACUCCGACUAUUCCAUGCUUUUCUUGGACAACCCUGUGGGAACCGGAUUUAGUUUCACGGGCGAUGAUCGAGGCUACACGGAUAAUGAAGAUGAUGUUGGAGAUCAAAUGCAUACAUUUCUGGUCCAAUUCCUGAAAAUUUUUCCGGAGUUACAAGAAGCACCAUUGUUUGUUGCUGGUGAAUCAUACGCUGGGAAAUACGUACCCGCCUUGGCCAUUCAAAUACAUAGAAGAAUGGAAAAGCAUCCAAUUAAUUUGAAGGGUAUUGCAAUUGGUAAUGGCUUGAUAGACCCUCUGAGCAUGCUGCAUUACACCGAAUUCUGUCGAAUACUUGGUCUUCUCGAAAGUCGGGAACUUGAAGUGCUGAAAACAAUUGAAGACAGCGCCAUUCAGGCCAUAAAGGAGGAGAAAAUGUUAGAUGCCGCAUUGGCGUUUAACAAAACCCUGGAGUACAUAAAGAAACACAGCGGCGUAAGUUUAUUUAACUUCAACGAAGAGCAAAACAACAGCGUACCGGCGUUUGAGGAGUUCGUGCAGCGAGAAGAUAUCAGAGCCCACAUACAUACAGGCAAUGCAUCUUUUGAUUUAAAUAAUCAGCUGGUGUAUGAAAAAAUGCAGAUAGAUAUUAUGAAUACAACGAAACCGUUCGUUGAAGAACUUCUGGAGCACUAUGGAGUUUUGUGUUAUAGCGGACAGUUGGAUGUGAUGCUGCCAUAUGGUUUAUCAAUAAACCUCUACUCGAGCUUAAAAUGGUCAAAAAGAGAUGAGUACGUGGAGGCCCCACGACGGCGUCUGCGCAAUGCUGGCAACAAGAGAAUUGUAGCGUUCAAGAAGAAUGGCGGGAAUUUCGCUGAUGUGCUAUUACGGCGCGCGGGUCACAUGGUGCCGAGUGAACAACCAGAAAUCGCCAAGUUUAUCAUUGAUAAAUUUAUUCUUGAAUAUAAAGAUCUAUAA